This is a messenger RNA of Gadus chalcogrammus (walleye pollock), 2752 nucleotides long. It is a transcript of the gene aurkb, whose product is annotated as aurora kinase B. The record is from RefSeq and is a predicted model, not a curated record. Gene Ontology annotation, molecular function: protein kinase activity; ATP binding. NCBI's taxonomy places the organism in Eukaryota, Metazoa, Chordata, Actinopteri, Gadiformes, Gadidae. Bases 104 to 1090 code for a protein of 328 amino acids. Gene Ontology annotation, cellular component: spindle microtubule; chromosome passenger complex; spindle midzone. The transcript is spliced from 9 exons. Gene Ontology annotation, biological process: regulation of cytokinesis; mitotic spindle organization; protein phosphorylation.
GAGCAACGAAUUUUUUAAACGUUGGCCGCGGUGGACAUUCAAAAUACUUACAUAGUUUAGGUUGUGCUGCGCUCCUACAAGUCUGGCAUCGGCAUUAUUCAAAAUGUCGAAGAACAAGGAGAACGCCGAUCCCAAAGGCUCCCUAAGACAAUUCACAGCCCUGAGUUCAUCAGUUGGUCCACAGCGUGUUCAAGUCAAUCCACGGCCAGAGACCUCUGCAGUCAUGGGACCAGUAAGAGAACCUGUCUACCCACCGAUUACGACUCCCCUAAGUAUCAAGAACUUUGACAUCGGUCGACCGCUGGGCAAGGGCAAGUUUGGAAACGUCUAUAUGGCACGAGAGAAGAAGACGAAAGCAGUGAUUGCACUGAAGUGUCUGUUCAAGUCCCAGAUGGAGAAGGAGGGUGUGGAGCACCAGCUGAGGAGAGAGAUCGAGAUCCAGGCCCACCUCAAGCAUCCCAACAUCCUUCAAUUUUACAACUACUUCCACGAUCGCACGCGAGUCUUCCUGAUCCUGGAGUACGCCCCACGGGGCGAGCUGUACAAGGAGCUCCAGAAGUGCGGACGUUUUGACGACCAGCGCACUGCCACGUACAUGGAGGAGAUAUCCGAUGCGCUGUUGUACUGCCAUGAGAAAAAGGUGAUUCAUCGGGACAUCAAGCCUGAGAAUCUCCUUCUCGGCUUCCGUGGAGAGCUGAAGAUCGCAGACUUCGGCUGGUCGGUUCACGCGCCAUCCCUGAGGCGCCGGACGAUGUGCGGUACCCUGGACUACCUGCCCCCAGAGAUGGUGGAGGGCCACUCGCACGACGAGAAGGUGGACCUGUGGUGCAUCGGCGUCCUCUGCUACGAGUGUUUGGUCGGCAACCCCCCCUUUGAGACCGGCAGCCACUCGGAGACGUACACCAGGAUCACCAAGGUGGACCUGAAGUUCCCUAAGAUAGUGUCCGAGGGAGCAAAGGACCUGAUCUCCAAGCUGCUCCGCCACAACCCAAUCAACCGCCUGCCCCUGCGCGAUGUCCUGGAGCACCCGUACGUGAAGACCAACUCUCGCAGGGUCCUCCCCCCCGUGUGCAAUGCCGUGAGACACUAAAGGCGCGAGGCGGCGCAGUCCCUCCCGACCGCUCGGCCUUGUGACUGAACUGGCUGGUCCGUCGGUGUAUCUCUGGAGAGACUCAAGGCCAGUUAAGAUGGGUUUUAUCCUCUGUUUCACUGCUGCGGACGUCACACUGCCAAAGAUUCUGGGACUAUUUCAUCCUAAGGGCGCUGGUGUUUUGCCCUCUUGGCCAUACUGUACAGUUUUUCUUUUUGCGGUCUUCUUUCCUUUAUUUCCCCUGUUGUAUUUUCUGAUUGAUGUGAUUUCUUUCCUUUUUUUCCCUUUGGUAUUUUCUGAUGGAUGUGAUUUUCUUUGGUGCUAACAUAUUUGUUGCACUGUUAUGAGUGGAAGGGGUUCUUAGGUUUUUAAAUAUGUAUAUCUUUCAAGUGUCUUUUUUUUUUUGUGAACCUACACCCAUCUUUAGGGUUUAUAAACUAUUAAAUCUUUUUACUACAGAAAUUUGUUGGCAUCUGUUGGCUAUUGGUGAGUGAAAUGCUUUGUGAGAAUAUGUUUAGAGUGGAAUGUGCCGGCUUUGGUAUGAGCCCAUUUAGAUUUGACCCUGCUCCUGGUUGAGUUCUUAUCGAGCAAGGCAUUUAAUCCCUGUUAGGUUUAGGGAAUCCAGGAGGCCUGUCAAUCACAGCCGGUUCAUAGCUGCAACACUAGUCAAUAGUGGAAAAAAAAAAGCGGUAGCCAUGUAGUCCUGCUUAUCCUAUAGUAUUAAAACUAGUAGUUAAUCUAAUAUGGCUGAAUUUAACCCUAAUCAAUGGGAAAUUUCGGAGCUCAUGACGAGACUAACGGGGCUUGUACAUCACAAUAUAUUAUGGAAUGCAUUGUUUUGAGAUAUGCCGCAAUUCUGAGAGGACUUGAGAGUUUUAAUACUGCAGUCUGCAAAUAUUAAAACUGUUAACUAAUGGGAACUUUGGUUUGCCAUGUUUCGCAUGAGAAACACUGAGGCAGUUUCCAAAACAAUGUUUUUAUUACAAGGGUGGAGCACAAAUUCGUCCUUUUACUAAAGCAGUCUGUGGGUCCCCUUCCUCUCUUGAUCCAUUUAUCUCAGGCUUCUAAAGAAUAGGGCAAACAAUUGUACACAUUAAUCUGUAUGGGUUUUAGGGUGACACUGAACUGUUCAUACCACAUUAUUAAGUAAUGGGUGACGUGUGUUCUGCUCACUUUGAAAUCUCACAUUUAAAGCAUAAGGAAUCCUACAAUUACUUUCAUGAUCAAUGAACUUUUUGCGUAGACCAUCAUGCUUAAAGGAGGGAUUUCUAUGCCAGGUUUGAAUGGGAUUAGCCAAUGCAGGAAAUUUUGAAAAUCUGCCUUUUCCUGUAUUUUAGUGACACAAGACAGAGAUCAACCUAGAUGAAGCCUGGAUAGAUCAGCAAAAUUUGCUAUAGUCCACUGACUAGGAUGUUCGACUGAUCUAUCCAUCCUACAUCUAGGUCGAUACUCCCACCCAAGCAGUCAAUCAAGCACGUCAGGGUUUUUGAACCGAGCUCAAACUGUUAACAGGUAGUUAAAAUGCCGCCUAGUGGUGAAUCUCUCAAAGUGAUCAGUUAACUGUUGCGGUUUUGUGGGUGUUUUGUGCUUUCGAUAUAUUGUGAUGUACCUAACACUUGUAACCAUUAAAAGGGUAUAUUGUAAUGAGAUCAUUAGCUGCUC